Molecule: messenger RNA, 566 nt
Organism: Ceratotherium simum simum (southern white rhinoceros)
Lineage: Eukaryota; Metazoa; Chordata; Mammalia; Perissodactyla; Rhinocerotidae
Gene: IL13
Product: interleukin 13
Biological process (GO): immune response
Cellular component (GO): extracellular region
Molecular function (GO): cytokine receptor binding
Source: RefSeq, a predicted model, not a curated record
UGAGUAAAGAUGUGGUUUCUAGAUAGUGCCUGACAAAGCGGAGACCAGAGUGUGAAGCGUCACCACUUGGGCCUAUAAAAGCUGCCUCAAGAGGCCAAGGUCACAAGCCGCUCAGCUUAGGCCAGCCUACGUGUCUGCUCCCGGCUCCUCCUGUGUUGAUUCUGAGCUCCAUGGCGCUCUGGUUGACCGUGGUCAUUGCUCUCACCUGCCUUGGCGGCCUUGCCUCCCCGGGACCCGUGCCUCCCUCCAAAGGCCUCACAGAGCUCAUUAAUGAGCUGGUCAACAUUACCCAGAACCAGGCCUCCCUCUGCAAUGGCAGCAUGGUGUGGAGUGUCAACCUAACAGCUGAGACGUACUGUGCAGCCCUGGAAUCCCUGAACGACAUCUCCAACUGCAGCGCCAUCGUAAGGACCCGGAGGAUGCUGACUGCACUCUGCCGUCACAAGCCCUCAGCCGGGCAGGUUUCCCGUGAGCGCAUCCGAGACACCAAAAUUGAAGUGAUCGAGUUGGCAAAAGACCUGCUCAACAAUGUGAGGAAAACUUAUCGCCACGGAGAGUUCAACUGA